ACUAACGCGGGAAAAUGCAGAGAAAAAUGGCAGCUGCUCGAAGAUUUGACUGGGUCCGGCGGUAUAGUGUUUGUUUUUUUAUUGUUUUAGGCAUAUUUGUGCUCCAAAUAUUUUUGGGGUCGUGGCUGUCACCGUCGGAGCACUCGGACCCAUCAACCUACAAAGAUGGUCAUAGCUCAAUGGGUAAAAGUCCCAUCUACAUGGAGGAAAACGAAAUAUCCUCAAAGAAAUUUAAAGAGAGCGUCGUGGACGAUGAGGACGUCGCCGCCAACAGCAAUCAAGUGAAUAGAGGAGGAGACAAAGAAAAGGUUCCUCCUGAUAAAAUUCAAAUGUCAAAUGCUGCAAGAGUAAAUAGAUCUUUGGACCUUCACCUGGAAGGCAUCGAUUUUGUGCUAGAGUGUGAUGUUAUGGGCAAGGAAGCAGUUUCCGCAAUAAAUAGAGCUCGAACCCAAAAGUGCAAAAAGGAGCUUGUUCAUGUCGCUUGUUUAGCGCAAGAGGGCAAGUUAUACCCUAAGUACUUGAAAAACCAAUGUCCUGCUCAAGACGUACGAAUGGGAAAAUCUUUGGGGUGCUAUCAGGAUGAGAAACAGUUCAGGCUACUCUCGGGAUACUUUUCAAAUCUGAAAAGUACUAAUUCACCUGAGCAAUGCAUAUAUCUGUGCCUUCAAUCUGGUUUCCAAUAUGCAGGAGUGCAAUAUUCAACUGAGUGCUAUUGUGGUAACGAAAAGCCUCCGUCGUCAUCAAGGCUACCCGAUUCCUCUUGCAACAUGCCUUGUCCGGCUGACCCUAAAGAGGACUGUGGAGGCUUUUUUACAAUGGGCAUUUUCCAAACUGGAUUGCCAAAUCUUGAGCUCGAACCAAUCAAGAUGGAACCUGCGGAUCCGAAAGCUCAAAAAGCACGAGUCGUAUAUCUGCUGACUUUGAAUGGAAGGGCAGUGCGCCAAGUAAAGAGACUGAUAAAAGCUUUGUACCACAAAGAUCACUUCUUUUACAUUCAUGUAGAUGCUAGACAAGAUCACAUGUUUCGAGAGUUACUGGAGUUAGAAUCUAAGCUUCCAAACCAGAUUGUAAUUGCAAGGAAAAGACUUGCCACUAUCUGGGGCGGAGCAAGCUUACUAAAAAUUCUCCUUACAAGUAUGAAGGAGCUGCUGGAAUUGCAUAUGAAGUGGCCAUGGGACUACGUCAUUAAUCUUAGUGAAUCAGACUUCCCCUUAAAACACAAUGACAGACUAGUCAAAUUUCUUACUGCAAACAAGGGAAGAAACUUUGUAAAGUCAUUUGGGAAAGAGGUGCAGCGCUUCAUUCAAAAGCAAGGCCUCGACAAGACAUUCCACGAGUGCGAAGCGCACAUGUGGAGAGUUGGUGAUAGAGUCUUGCCGUGGGGCAUUCAGAUGGAUGGCGGCAGUGAUUGGAUUGCCCUCUCGUACCCAUUUACAAAAUAUGUCGCCUCUGGAAGCGAUGAUGAACUUCUGACAGGCCUCAAGACUAUUUUUCAGCAAACGCUACUUCCAGCCGAGUCAUUUUUCCACACUGCUAUAAGAAACUCUGAAUUUUGUGAUACCUAUGUGGACAACAACUUGCACAUCACAAAUUGGAGAAGGAAACUUGGCUGUCGAUGCCAGUACAGACAUGUUGUUGAUUGGUGUGGUUGCAGCCCAAACGACUUCAAACCCUCAGACUGGGCUAGAAUACAAGCCACUGAUGACCGUCAGGUAUUUUUUGCACGAAAGUUUGAGCCUAUCAUCAAUCAGGCUAUCAUCAGACAACUAGAAGAGUGGAUAUUUGGCCCAAUUUCAAACGACUUACCUAGUGUUAAUAGCUAUUGGCAAAGUGUUUACCAUAGCAAAGAUGUAAGUCCAGCUAGUGAUGAUGCUGUCAUUACCGCUGGUCACAGCUUUUCAAGAAUUUCUGCUCACUCUAUAUGCCAAGUGAAAGUUUUAAAGUUGCUAGAAAUCACCUCUUUCAUGCACGAGGAUGUUUUCAUGGGAUUUUUGGUAAAGUAUAAAGCAUUAAAAGAAGAUCCAAGCAGCAGCAGCGAAUUUACCAUCGAGACCCGUUAUAAGCCAAAGACGUUAAGCAAACUCAAUAGCAGAGACUCUUCUUUUGCGUCUCGAAUAGAAAGUUUUGUAGUCAGCUCGGACUUUGAUGCUAAAGAAAUGGUGACUCGCAAUCCAUUAAGAACACUCGGGCCCUUUUCUCAGCCGACCGCCAUACUUCAUCUAUCUGCUGGGCCAGCACUAGAGGGAGGAAUGAAUGCCACUGUAGUCUGGAUUGACCCCAUUGGCUGGGUUGCAGAUGUUACUGAAAUCCAUAUCUUGGAGACAACUCAAAUAUUAAGCUCUAAGUUGACUAUUAAAGCACCUCUGAGACCAGGUGUUUGGUUAGCCAAAAUUGCCACCAAUGGCAAGAUUGCUGCUGAGACUCAAUUUUUGGUGACCCCGCUUGAAUUCAUGUCUGGAAUCGAGAUAUCUACUUAUCAAGCCGAGUAUGUCAACGCUGGACCUAGUGAGCCAUACGUUGUGCAAAAGUUAAGCAUACUAAGCCAAAUAAUUCAACCACCCAACAGCUCAGUUUCUCAAUCACUACUUAGAAAAGCUGCCAUAAACUCAAAAAGGCUGGGAGUUGAUCUGCAAGACUGGAUUGACAGUUUAGUGGAAAGAUUCUACUCCCUGCAAUCGUCUUGCAUAGUUGAGUCAGUUUCUUUAGGAAAAGGAUGUCCAUCUUUGAAGCAGUGCCAUACCAAGUCAUGGAGUUCUUUAUAUCCAGACCCAAAGUCCACAGUUACCGGUGUUAACUCCACAACUGGCAAGCUUAUUUAAAAGCUUUUUCUGGAAACUUAAAUGCAUCAAAAGAUGGGUUUCGUGCUUUAAAAACUGACUGUGAUACUAAUGUUGAGCUUCAUAUUUUUUGUUUUGUGUCUUCAUGAUUAUCUUUGCAUUUUACUAUUUAAAUUAUCCUAUAAUGUAUAAAAAAAUGAGAGAUCUGUCAGAUCUGUAUGUUUCAUGCGUCUAUUAAUUUGCUUGUCAAAUGUGUUCAACGAAUACAGGAUUGUUUUUAAUGGAGCGAAAUCAAGAAAAUCAAAUAGGUCCUGUAAAUUAUGACCUUCAUGCCAUAACACUUUAUACCUGCUAUUGUAUAGCAAUAAUGAAAAACUAUAUCAAAACAAUAAUGAUGCCAUGUGAUUUUUUAACAAUAAAUUAUUAUUGGACAAUUUCGGCUGCAU
Neocloeon triangulifer is the source of this 3223-nucleotide messenger RNA. RefSeq names its product xylosyltransferase oxt (gene oxt). NCBI's taxonomy places the organism in Eukaryota, Metazoa, Arthropoda, Insecta, Ephemeroptera, Baetidae. Gene Ontology annotation, cellular component: membrane. The record is from RefSeq and is a predicted model, not a curated record. Bases 15 to 2819 code for a protein of 934 amino acids. Gene Ontology annotation, molecular function: protein xylosyltransferase activity. Gene Ontology annotation, biological process: heparan sulfate proteoglycan biosynthetic process; chondroitin sulfate proteoglycan biosynthetic process. The transcript has 15 exons.